AUGAUCUUUGGUGCGAACCCCGGGAGGAACACACAUGGCCCAAACCUCAAGUCGCCUGGACCGAAUGGUCACCAAGGGGUCUGCAGGAGGGGCCUUGACUUCUUUCCCGAAUUACCCGAACUUGUCAUGGAAGACUACGCGUUCUCUCUGGGGACUGUGGACAACGGCGAAGUCGAUGGCAAGCAACGUCGCCACCUUUCGGAAUGGACAACAGACGCAGUGCGCCGUUCCCGAAUGUCUUUCUUGCGAGGAGGCAUCCAGGACGUAUCAGCAAUAUUGCUUCCCUCAGACUGCUCAACGCCUGCGAUGGUCCGAGUGGCAUUAAAACCGGGUAUGGAUCGACUGGAUAGUGUCGAAGGGUUGGAGACGGAACCGUGGAUAGGCAGUGUGGAAGGGACGAUAAGGCUGAGCAUCCUGCCGGUGUACAGUCUCGCAGACGGACGGUGCUGGAUCAUGCUUUCGGCAAGAGAGGUUGAGGAGGGAUCGCCCCGCAACCCGACCCUUACAAGGAUGACUUCAUCUUGGAGCCGCUCUGUUCUUCGUACCAAGGGAGCCUGUCUUGUUCUUACCACAAACGCCAUCGGGCACCUACAGGACAGCGAACCAGGUGAUUUCGAGCUUUUUGCUGUGGGUUUUGUGAGCCAGCUGUUCGACCGUGUUACAGAGGUGCUAUGUUCUCAGGCCCUUUCCCGGGUUCAGACCGUUGUACACCUGCCAGAGGCUUUGCGACAUGUUCACAGUUUCGGUGGAAAUCGUCGCAGUAAUGGCUUUGGGGCACGUACGCGAAAUUCUCUUACCAAAGCAUGGAUGAUGAUUGAGAGAGGCUACGACUGGGUGACCGGGGUUCUGUUGGUCAAUGACCGAAGUUCGGUGGUCAUGGUGCCAGUGCCCCUUCGCAGGUGUAGCGAACGGGGGGCAGGAAUCUCUGCUACCAUUCCGACUAUCUAUCUUCCGGUCGGAGACGAACGACAUACAUGGCGGGCGGAUCACUUAAAGAUCAACGAUGGAAAAGAUGCAGUGGGGUUAUCCGUCAACGGUGAAGGACGAAGGCAAAACAGGGUUAUGGAAGCGAUUGUCGGCAAUGCCGGCAGGUAUAUAGGUCAGGAAGGUGGCAUCCUUGUCAUCCUGAAGGACAAGGAAGGAACGUUGGUGGAUGCCACAGACGACGAUGUUGGACAGCGUACGCGGGAGACUAACACCGACAACGGUUUUCAGAAGCUUGAUGAGAAGGGUACGCGAUGUUGA
Molecule: messenger RNA, 1245 nt
Organism: Coprinopsis cinerea okayama7#130
Lineage: Eukaryota; Fungi; Basidiomycota; Agaricomycetes; Agaricales; Psathyrellaceae
Exons: 6
Coding region: 1-1245 (414 amino acids)
Source: RefSeq, a predicted model, not a curated record